UGUCUUUUCUUCUGUAUUUUUUCUCUUUUUUUGAGGUUACCAACUACAGGUGUACACCUCAGCCUUUCUUGUAAAGUGAGCAGGACAAAGAUAAGAAGCAGAGGAAGAGAAAAAAGCAGUCCUUCAGGCAAGACUUUCCUCCAAAAUCAACACAAAUUCAGGCAUCAUGUCUACCCCUGUCUCCCCCUCCCCAUCCCUCUCCCCAAUGACAGUGGCCUCCCCUACAUCAGCAACCUCCCCCAGUGCCUCCCCCCUGCCCUCGCCCCUCUCCCCUCCACCCAAGGUGCCUGUGUUUCAGAGGAAGGGAGCGCUCAAGCACAAGAGGAUUGUCGAGGUGAAAGACCAUCAGUUCACGGCCCGCUUCUUCAAACAGCCCACCUUCUGCAGCCACUGCACUGACUUCAUCUGGGGCAUCGGCAAACAGGGAUUCCAAUGUCAGGUUUGCAGUUUUGUGGUCCACAAAAGAUGUCACGAGUUUGUGACCUUCACCUGUCCCGGCUCUGUGGCAGCACCCAGACCAGAUGACCUGAAGAGUCGACACACAUUUAAGGUCCAAACAUACUCCAGUCCCACCUUCUGCGACCACUGUGGCUCGCUGCUGUACGGCCUCAUUCACCAGGGCAUGAAAUGUGUCUGUUGUGAUAUGAACGUGCAUCGGCGGUGUGAAACCAGUGUUCCCAGCCUCUGUGGCCAAGACCAUACAGAGAAGAGAGGCAGGAUCCACCUGACCGUCAGAGGAGAGAAGGAGGACAUCUUUGUCACAGUGGGGGAGGCUCGUAACCUGAUGCCCAUGGAUCCAAAUGGCCUGUCAGACCCGUAUGUUAAACUGAAAUUGAUUCCAGACCCAAAGAGCCACAGCAAACAGAAGACCAAGACCAUCCGCUCAACGCUCAAUCCCAUCUGGAAUGAGAGUUUCACCUUCUCAGUGCGCGGUCAUCAGUGGGACAGGCGUCUGUCUGUGGAGGUGUGGGACUGGGACCGUACAUCCAGGAAUGAUUUCAUGGGAGCGCUGUCAUUCGGAGUGAGUGAGAUCUUCAGGCGUCCCAUCAGCGGCUGGUUCAAACUGUUGGCUCAAGAUGAGGGAGAGUACUAUAACAUCCCUGUGCCAGAUCCAGACCUGGAGGAGCCUCAGCCAGAACCUACAUCACCCACUCUGCCUCAGAUGAUGCCUCCUGCACAGCCGGAAACGUUCUCUGUGGCCUUGUCCCCAACCCCUGUGCCGCCCUGUCCGCCUGUCCACAUUCCAGGGCCGAGCAAAGUUAAAGUGGGCAUCCACGACUUCAACUUCCUCAUGGUGUUGGGCAAAGGCAGCUUUGGCAAGGUGCUGCUGGCGGAGGAGCGAGGCAGUGAGCGCCUGUUUGCUGUGAAGGUGUUGAAGAAGGAUGUUCUCUUCCAGGACGAGGACACGGAGAGCGCCCUGGUGGAGAGGAGGGUCCUGGCGCUCUCCUCUCGCCCUCACUUCCUCACAUCGCUCUACUGCGCCUUCCAGACUGAGGAUCGUCUGUAUUAUGUGAUGGAAUAUGUCAACGGGGGAGACCUGAUGUUUCACAUUCAGAUAGUCGGCAAGUUCAAAGAGGCUCAUGCAGCGUUUUAUGCAGCGGAGAUAGCAGUCGGCCUCUUCUUCCUCCACAGCAAAGGCAUCAUCUACAGGGAUCUAAAGCUGGAUAAUGUGCUGCUUGACAGCCAGGGCCACAUAAAGAUAGCAGACUUCGGGAUGUGCAGGGAGGGCAUGUUUGAGGACGACACCGCACGCACCUUCUGUGGCACCCCUGACUACAUCGCCCCUGAGAUUGUGGCAUAUCAGCCCUAUAAUAAAGCAGUAGACUGGUGGUCUUAUGGAGUACUGAUGUAUGAAAUGCUGGCAGGACAGCCACCAUUUGAUGGUAUUGAUGAGGAGGAGCUGUUUCAGUCAAUCAUGGAGCAGUGCGUCUCAUACCCAAAAAGUCUGUCUCGUGAAGCUGUCGCUAUCUGCAAGGGACUCCUGACAAAGCACCCGGCCAAGCGUCUGGGUGGAGGAGAGGAAGCAGAAAGAGAGAUCAGGGAGCAUCCAUUCUUCCGCUGGAUUGACUGGGACCGUCUGGAGAGACUGGAGAUCCAGCCACCCUUCAUACCCAGAACUGGUGGGAAAAAAGGAGAAAACUUCGACAAGUUCUUCACAGCGGCUCCAUCAGCGCUCACUCCUUCUGACCCAGAAAUACUAGAAGCCAUGAACCAGGAGGACUUCGAAGGCUUCUCCUUCCUCAACCCAGACUUUGCUCCCUCACCUCUCACAGCCGUUUGA
Messenger RNA from Scomber scombrus (Atlantic mackerel), 2281 nucleotides. RefSeq names its product protein kinase C, gamma (gene prkcg). Gene Ontology annotation, molecular function: ATP binding; zinc ion binding; diacylglycerol-dependent serine/threonine kinase activity. Gene Ontology annotation, biological process: protein phosphorylation. NCBI's taxonomy places the organism in Eukaryota, Metazoa, Chordata, Actinopteri, Scombriformes, Scombridae. The record is from RefSeq and is a predicted model, not a curated record. The coding region runs from base 167 to 2281 and encodes 704 amino acids. The transcript has 17 exons.